Molecule: messenger RNA, 669 nt
Organism: Triticum aestivum (bread wheat)
Lineage: Eukaryota; Viridiplantae; Streptophyta; Magnoliopsida; Poales; Poaceae
Product: protein LURP-one-related 11
Exons: 1
Coding region: 36-626 (196 amino acids)
Source: RefSeq, a predicted model, not a curated record
UCAUCGCGACGUUAAAGCAGAGCAACCUCUCGUCCAUGGCCAAGAUCCAGCCCCUCGCUGCCGCGGCCUCACCGUCGUCCUCUGAUGAUCAACGGAGCCAGCAGGCGUACACGGUGUGGAUGAAGUCGCUGGUCUUCAACGGCAAUGGCUGCACGGUGUACAGCCCCGACGGCGCCGUCGCCUUCCGCGUCGACAACUACGGCUGCAGGGGCGGCCGCGAGGUCUUCUUCAUGGACCGUAAGGGGAACGCCCUCAUCAGGAUCAGGCGCAAGGGCUUCGGGAUGUUCAGGAGCUGGGAGGUCUGUCGCUGCGCCCACAACGGCGGCCAGGAGGAGGAGGCCACGCAGUGGUUCAGCGUGCGGCGGGCCGAGAAGGGCGGAGCCGCCGUGGCGAUGCACGGCGGCACGGGGACGUGCUACACGAUCGACGGGUGCUCUGCCCGCAAGUCGGAGUACAGCGUACGCGGCGUGGAUGGCGCGGUGGUGGCAGAGGUCGCACGGAAGCAGACGCCGGCGGGGGUGGUGCUGGGGGAGGACGUGCUGGCGCUGACGGUGGCGCCGGAGGCGGAUCACCUGCUCUUCCUGGGUUUGGUCGUCGUGCGUGGCCUCAUCAACCGCUCCUUGUGAUGGAUGCCUGAAAUGCCAAUCCUCUUCUUCUCUAGCCAGGAAA